Messenger RNA from Mucor mucedo, 2696 nucleotides. RefSeq lists its product as uncharacterized. Lineage: Eukaryota; Fungi; Mucoromycota; Mucoromycetes; Mucorales; Mucoraceae. The record is from RefSeq and is a predicted model, not a curated record. The transcript has 6 exons. Gene Ontology annotation, biological process: vesicle-mediated transport. Bases 22 to 2256 code for a protein of 744 amino acids.
UUUUUUUUUUAUCAUUGGAAAAUGAUAAAUUACUUUAUUAUUAACAAACUGGGAACAGUGCUUUAUCAGUCGGCACAGGGAAAACGAAAUAAUUCAAAUACUGGUUCUAUCAACGAAAGCCAACGUAUUCGCUAUCUACCAUUGUUGGUCAUUAAAGACCUAAUUAAGGCUAAUCUUAACAAUGUGAUUCAAUAUAUACAAAUUGGAAACAAGACGGUUGCAUUUAGAGAGCAACAAAACCUACUGUAUGUUGCUUGCACCAAAAAGACGAAUAUGCCAAUAAACUUGUUGCAGCUCCACUUAAAAGUGAUGCACCAUUUCAUAAAGUUUCAUUAUGGACCACAUUGGUCAUUACAGAUUGGAGGCAAUGCACGUUCAAGUAAACUGGCGACGAUAUCCAUGUCCGAGAUACGGACCUGCUUAUCACAGUUACCGUUCCUUUCCACGUGCGGUAAGUUAUCGAUCCGAUCGAGUGAGGCUCUAUGUGCCAGUGAGCAAGUACAAGUGAGCGAGGAUUUGAGAUUUCGAUUGACUGAAAGUCUAAGAAGCAGUUGUAAUUCGACUUUUAUCCAUCAAACGCAAUAUCAUGCCCAUCAUCAUCAUCAUCAUCGAAACUCCUUCUUUUCGUCAAGGAAUAAACAUCAUUCGUUUGAUUUAAAUGAGGCCACCAAGACCACCACCACCACAACUACAACAUGGGCGUAUUGUUUCUUGUUUGCGAGAGAGAAAUUAGUAGCACAAUGCCGUAACUCCAACACAGAAGAAUUGCCUGAUGAGUUUGUGUAUUUUUUGAAACUAUUAGUAUCACAUUAUUUACAAGAAAAGCACGAGUCAGGCAUAAUUAAUACAAUACGCUCUACCACAUUACCCCAAAACAUCUCAUCCAACUCCACCACGACCACGACAUCAACAAUUACUUCAGGCACAGCUACCACCGUGACAACGACAGCUCUUCCGAACAACGUCUCCCCAUCCUCAUCUAAUUCUGCUACGACCACCACUAGUUCCAGUCAUCAAUCAUCCCUUGCAUAUGUGUACGACGCUAACUCAAGUUCGACUCCUUUUAAAAUUCGGGAAAAGUCCGCAUCUUCAGUUACAGUUGUAUCAUCCGACUCAUCCAUCUCAUAUUGGAGCAAUCCCUUAUCGAACAAUCUGACACAUCAUUUAAUCACAUCAUUACCGCAUGACAUUCAACCUUCAUUACCCCAAAAUAAUAACAAUAGACCAUCCAACGUAUUAUUAAUACCAAAUAAGCAACAACAACAGUCUAUCGCCGAUAUUCUGAAUAUCGAUGACACCUGUGCCGUGAAUAAUAACAUGUCCUUCUUGUCGAGCAGUGUGCCGUCAGAGACCACACAACAGACCCAUAAGACAAACUAUCAUCCAUUCCAUCCGGGUAACGAUCGUAUCGCCUCUGCACCGUCAUCCCCAACACAUCGUUCCCGGUCCCAAAGUUUAUCGUCAAACACAAACAAUGAAGAUUCGUCAUUAAAGCAUAUUUUGGCAAACCUUAUUAACGGUGAAACAAGUUAUUUGGAUCAAACAGAGGAUGUCAAGUUGGUGAGGCGUUGGAUAAAGUCCGAUGGUCAUGUCUAUCUGGCGAAUUUUAUCAUCAUCUUGUUAAGUGAUGGUCUAUGCUCUAUUGUUGUUUGUAAAGAUGAUCCGGAUAAGAAUAAGCCUGUACCUUCCAAAUCGCCUUGGAAACCGAUGUCAAGUCAGGUCAAAUUAUUCAAGUCUCAACUAAGAUCUAGUCUUUCUGAUUUUACAACCUUUAUCUUGACAAAGGAAGCCACGCAUUUUACCAAUCUCUCUUUUGCAGUGACUUAUCCUGGGUUGAUUCAUUUUGUUCAUCUGGAUAGAGGAGUGAUGGUGUCGCCAAGAUUGGUGGAUUUGAAUGAACUGGAUAAGAAUCACGAAUUAUUACAUGAGGUGUAUGGAAGAUAUUAUAAUACGACGUGUACAGAUGAAGGCAAAUGGAAAUGGCCAACGGAGACAAACCUAAAGAAAUUGUGUAAUCAAAUGUUACAGUUGGGUAUUUCAUUUCGUCUAGAUACAACGAGAACAAAAGCGAUCAAAGAGUCUAGUAAUAGCCAAUAUUACUUUCUUUACCAAAAGGGACCUCAUCCUCAUCAAGAACUUUUAGCGAUCUAUUUUAGUAUUGUGCCACCCGAUCGACUUUGGAGUAUGCAUCAAAAACUAUUGAACGAUAUCUGUCAACGUACAUUAUCAACCUCAUCCUCAUCACUCUCUUUAUAAACAGCUUUCUCUCUUUUGUUUUUCCUUAUUUUAUUCUAUUUAAAAAUUUGUACAUGCUACGAUUUUUUUUUUUUUAUUCUCUGGGAACAAAUGUCAAGUUCUUGGGUAAUGAUUCACGGUUGUCCUCGAAAUAGGCUUCGAUGGUGACCUUUUGAGCUUCUAAAGGUCCACCUGUCUUGAAAUAUGCCAAUACAUCCUUUGUUGUCUCUAAUCCAUUUAAUUCAUAGUUGGGUACUUCUUUACCGGUUUCUUUAAUGCUAUCUUUUAAAAUCUACAACACAUAUAGAAAAGUGAUGUUAGUUCUCCCCAUCCUAUACAUAAUUUGACCCGCCCCCUCUACAUUUAAAAAAAUUCAUGCAUUCUUUUUUUUGUUUUUUUCUCUCUUUUUCUUUUUCUGCAAUUCUUUUUUUUUCUGAGUGUAUGUGUGUGUAUGUGUGUGC